This is a messenger RNA of Nicotiana tabacum (common tobacco), 589 nucleotides long. The record is from RefSeq and is a predicted model, not a curated record. NCBI's taxonomy places the organism in Eukaryota, Viridiplantae, Streptophyta, Magnoliopsida, Solanales, Solanaceae.
UUACAUUUUAGUUUUCACUUUGUACUAUUUGAUAUGCUUAUCUUAUGGUAUGUCCAUACAACUUGAAGAAGAAUUGCUUAAAAAUUUACCUUCCCUUGAAGGAAUUAUGACAGAUGAAAUCAGGGAACGCGGAGCUUCUUAGAGUCUGUAUAUGGAUAUUAGGUCAGGUGAUAUUCAUAAUACGAGCAGAGUAAUCGAAGGCAAGAUUCUUGAUUUGUUGGUAGAAGUAACAAGUACACAGAACAAGAAACAAUGGGCAAUUGGACCGCUUCUGCCUGCUAAACUUGAUCAUAUAUCGAAUACGAACAAUAUAUGUUUGGAGUGGCUUAACAAGCAGCCUCCAAGAUCAGUUCUUUAUAUAUCAUUUGGAACAACAACUUCAUUUUCUGAUAGGGAAAUCAAUGAGCUCGCAAAGGGAUUAGAGCAGAGCAAACACAGGUUUAUAUGGGUGUUGAGAGAUGCCGAUAGAGGAGAUAUCUUUACUGGGGAGGUUAGAAAAGUUGAGUUGCCACAAGGGUUUGAGGAAAGGGUAAAAGAAGUAGGAUUAGUGGUGAGAGAAUGGGCACCAUAACCAGAAAUCUUGGCUCAU